Messenger RNA from Cydia pomonella (codling moth), 1505 nucleotides. RefSeq lists its product as uncharacterized. The transcript has 2 exons. NCBI's taxonomy places the organism in Eukaryota, Metazoa, Arthropoda, Insecta, Lepidoptera, Tortricidae. The coding region runs from base 309 to 1439 and encodes 376 amino acids. The record is from RefSeq and is a predicted model, not a curated record.
UGUAAAAAGUAUUAAUUAUACUUUAUUAUUUUUCCUAUUUGACCGCCGCCUACUCUAUGGAUGCGUGGCUGUCGAUAAUGUCACAUAUGUCAUAAAAAAUGUGAAAUGUACGAAAGAAAACGUUUAUUUAAAAUAAUUUAUCAAAUAGUAAUAUCAGUGAUUAAGUUUACAUGCUGAUAGACGAAUAGACAUUUAAUGUCGUUUAUUUUCGUUUCAGAUAAAGCAACGCAUUAUUUUUAUUUGUCUAUCUUAUUAGUGGUAAAGAAAUAUCUUAUAAAACGACAUUAUUGUUAUUAAGUCGAUCGGAAAUGGAGAAACUUCGCUUCGAAUUUACGAUAUUGCCGGGAAGUGAUGGAAAGACAAAUAUUUACUGUGUUACUUCUAUAACUACGAGUGAUAAUAAAAUCUAUGCUAUUCCGGAAGAGCUACAAUCAGUCGGUUAUCAUAAAGAAAUACUGAAAACAGCUGCUUAUAGUAAAGUAAAAAACAGUUUAACUAAGAGAUAUCAGAUAAGGAGAGUCUGGAUAACAAUGACCGAAGAACUUAGGAAAAAUUAUAUAGACGAGGAUGGUAACAUACAAUUCGGAGAUCAAUACCUAGAAGAAUUAAAUGAAAAACAACCCUCCACCGAACCUCAAAAAGAUACGGAUGCCUUAGGUAAAUUAUUGGAAAAAUUAAUAGAGAAUACACAAGAAAACCGACAACAGAGUUUGAAAAAUAUUGCGGAGAAGUUUGUUAUUGAGAAAUUUUCGACCAAGAAUUCAAACGCUGUUCAGUGGAUAGACAUUUUCGAAAGAGAAUGUGAGCGUUUUCAAAUUGCAGACGAGAAGAAGGUUGAAAUAUUGAGGCUAUUCAUGGAUAAGAGUUGUGCAGAUUGGUUUAGUUCAAUGAUCAUAAAAUUAACAAUGGACGCGGAUUGGUCCAAAUGGAAAAAGAAAUUCUGUGACUCUUUUGCAAAUAAAGGAUGGAACCCAGUUACGAAUGCAAUGUUUUUUAAAUAUAAAGACGGUUCAUUGCUGGACUACGCUAUUAAAAAAGAGAAAUUAUUACUGGAUAUGAGAAGAUCGAUUGAUGCCGGCACAUUGGUGGAUUUAAUUGCAUCUGGUUUGCCGGAAUACAUAAUAAACAAGAUUGACAGGGAAAUAUUAAAUGAUACUGUUGAUUUAUUUAAUGAGGUCAGCAAGCUGGAACACAUGGUAAAUAGAAAAAGUUACGUGUUUAAGAGAAGAGUGGGAAGCUCCAAAACUAGCAAUAAAAAUGAAGAUCUAAACGCAUGUAAAAUCUGCGAAAAAUUAAAUAAAGGACCCCGUUACCACCCAGAAAACUUAUGCUGGUUUAGAACAAAAGACGAAGAUAAGAAUGUAAGGAAUGUUGUGAGACAUGUCAACAACUCAGUUAUUGAAGCUGAAUUAAAUGAAACGCACCAAAAAAACGAAUAAUAACACCAUUAAUAUAUGUCAAACUGAAAGUAAAUGAUAAAUUUGAAUUGAAGGCCCUUUAUGAUU